Messenger RNA from Dermacentor silvarum, 4170 nucleotides. RefSeq names its product nucleolin. NCBI's taxonomy places the organism in Eukaryota, Metazoa, Arthropoda, Arachnida, Ixodida, Ixodidae. The coding region runs from base 153 to 947 and encodes 264 amino acids. The transcript has 4 exons. The record is from RefSeq and is a predicted model, not a curated record.
UCGCGCGGCCGGCCAGGCGAACUCUCGGUGCCAUUGCUCUUCGGCCGUAACGCAGAGAUCAACUUGUAGUAUAUCUUCGAACCGGCAUUCAGGAAGGAAUCGGCGUUGCAGUGCAGCGGUAUAUUCCCGCGUGCAAGUGUUAGAGUGGAAUCAUGAGGGUGAGAAAGGUUCCGAAGGCCGAGGUGGAGAAACCAGCCACAGAUGCCAAGGAAGAGGAAGAGACCAACGGGGAUGCUGCCCCGCCAGCCAAGAAGGCCAAGGCUGAACCAGCCAGGACGCGUCCCCAGCGUGAGAGCAAGUCGGCGGGUGGACGGCGUGUGAGCAGCCUGGAGGCGGCUGCCAAGGAGGGUGAGGCCCUUCUCAAGGAACUCGGCCACAAGGACAGCAGCGACCCGGACAGUGGCCGCAGGCGCACACGCUCCCAGACGCGGGGCACCCCGGCUGCUCCACCCGCACGGCAGCAGCGCCAGACCAGGGCUGAGCCUGCACGGAAGACCCCUACUAAGCCGGCCCGCGGUGCUUCCAAGAAGGCCGCUGCCUCCAAGCGCAGCAAGAAGGACGAGGACGAAGAUGAGGAAGAGGAGGAGGCAGCCUCUGCUGAGGAGGCCUCGACAGCGGCCACCAAUGAGGACGAGUUGGCCGACAGCAAAGACAAGAAGGACGAGAAGAAAGACGAAGUGAACAAUGACGAGGAUGUGGGCAAGGCCCGGCAAGCAGACUCCGAGGACGACGACGCCGACCACAAGGAGGAGCCAGAGGUCAACAACAAGGAAGAGAAGACGACCACGGACAGCAGCAGCAGCAAGGCGGCCACAACGACAACCGACGGAAAAGCGGACGCCGAGCCACCGAUUGCCAAGGAGAAUGCGAUCGCAGGGGACAGUGUGGCCACGCCGCCGGCUGCAAAGCCACCGGCCACCAAGCCACUGGAGGAAGUGGCUGCCUAGUGUGCAUGGUUGUCGUUGACGGCUGUGCACACUCUCUUGGAUCACACACCUCUUCACAUCAUCCCAAUGUGAAGCCUGUUUGUUGCAGGCUUUGAGAGCUUCUGGUGGGCAUUGGUGCUGCACCGGUUCUCCUUGGGUUCUUCUCUUUUCUUGAUAACAGUGUUUGAGCUAGGUCCACCUUGGCGAUGCGUGGAAUGGGUUUAAAUUGUUUGCACUUCCUGCUUGUGCCCUGUCCUCACCAGUCUUCUUUUUUUUUUGGGGGGGGGUCUGAACCAACAUCUGUAUUUAUUUGUCCUGUUGCAUAUUUAGUCAACUUCUCCCGUCAUAAAGUGCCGUGCAAGGCAGAUGAGUGUGCGAGCUGCUUGCCAUUUCUGCUGUUCACUUGCGACAGGGCCCUGUGUGAUGGGUGCAGAGUGCUUGCUUGGUAGAUAAGGCAAAGCAUUGGUUUGAAGUCCUAUGUGCUUGGGUGCGACUUGGCGCCAUCAAAUGCACCUACAGUGCUGCAUUGGUGGGGAGCCAUUUAUCUUGGUAUGUUGGCAACAGUUGCUACUUGCAUGUUCUGGCUGGCACUGUUUUAUUGUAUGCCUUGCAAAUAGUGAAUACGGCAUAACUUAAAUGAGUUGGUUCUGAUUGUUCAAUCGUAGAUGCCACUUUUGUUGACUGUCAGCUUGCUUGACUUUGAAUGUCAAUCGUGUAGUCGACAAGCACGCCUUUAGCAGCAAACAGGAUCCACAUUGGGAUUACAUUGAACAAAACGGCAAGAGAGCCAUGGCACUUUUGUUAUCAUUUGAUGACCCAGUCAUUCUUUUUUUUUUCCCUUCUCUUCCCCGAAAACUUUCAUUCUGUCAUUGGCUGCUGGAUAGCCACACUCGCGAUGGAAUAAUCGUUUACAAUGAAGUCCGCAGCUUGCCUGCAGUUUGAGUAGCCGUUGGAGAACACGGUGUUUGUCUGCCAGCACUGUCAACAGCAAGUGGGGUCCUCAUCGUACCAUCUGGUGCGACUUGUUGUUUGGCACGGGUUGAACUUGUAGUGUAUUUCUUUAGCUGCUUUUAUUACGCUUGUUUCCAUUGUUCAUCCACGAGUCGUGUUCAUUUUCUUUUUUGUUUGGUCCUGCAGUAUGGCUUAUGCAGCAGGAGGUGUGAUUGGCAAAGCGUGUGAAUUCCUCCCUCCCAAGUUUUUUUAAAAAGCAAAAUUGUUUUAAUACGAUGCUUCACAAUUUGUAGCUCUUUUGGAUGUUCUUCCUUACUGCUGGCUGCUGUGCACAAGGCCAAGCUUCUAUUCUGAAAGGGAUCAGGAUGCAGUGGCCAGUCUUGGCCUCAAUUCUUGUACUUCAGGGAAGGGUGUCACACCGAGAGCAGUGGGACUUGUGCUCCGCAGCCGCCAACACUAAGGGCUACCUUCUGAAAGACCAUCAUAGUUGUCCAAUCUUCCUUUUUUUUAUACCUGCGUUUAAAACUUGUGUGCCCCUUGGGCGGAGAGCAAGAAAGGGCAUCUGUGUUCAUUUUCUCUUUCAUUUAAUCAUGAUUGUAGUUGGCAAAAAGUUGAUGGAGGAUUUUCGCGUUGUAGAUUUGCAUUGCCCAUUCAAAUGGUAGUAGCAUAGCUGCAAGCUCCUGCUGCUUAUUUGGCAUGCCACUUUGCCGAGAAGUGAGGCCUAUGCACAUCAGUGGUUUAUGGAAAUUGGGAAGGACGCUAGUGUUUUAUUUUUUUGGCUUCAAACUUAAUGUGUCUGAAGAGUGUUAUGCUUAGUUUGCAAUUCGGCCUGGUGUAGCCUCUAUGACAUAAAGACAGGGCAGGUGUUUACUAUCUUUCAUUAGCUGCAGCCUCUUUUUUUUUUCACUGGACCCUUUCAGAAAGCCACCACUCCGAACAAAAUGUGUGGUGGUGCACUGUAAAUACAUGCAUUUGCUUCCUCAGCACCUUUGUCAAUUUAAUUCAGAUUGGCUCGUGAACUUGCUCAUUUUGGCUCAUUUCAGAUGUACUAUUCUUCAUGCUUUUUCGGGCGCACCCAUUGCGUGCCGCCAUUUAAAUAUUUUUUUGUUUGUUUUGUGCGCUGGUUGAUGAGAGGCAGGGACAAUGCGUGUGUGUGUGUGCGUUUGAAAGUGUGGGUGGCUGGUGCAUUCUUGCGCGUAAAGCUCUGGCUGUCCAAGCUGCUGCUUUUGCGCAGAGCUCAAGUCCUGGAAGCCUCAUCAAGUGAAGUGAGAAUGCUCUUUGGUCGUCUGGUGUUAGUCUGGCUGUGUGGGUUCUGUGAAAGGUUCCCCCUUUCCCCCCCCUCCCGUUCUUUUAGCGGUGGCAGCCUGUCCUUUUUAAGGAUUUAGCGUCACCUCUGUGAAACAAUGUACAGGAGCAAGCCUUGGUGUGUUGUGGAACCUACAUCCACUGCCGCUUCUGCUUGCUCAUGGUUGUGUUGUGGGGCUUGUGGGAUGGAGGGGUGAUCCCAAACAGAAAUAAUGCGUAAGCAAGCACUUGCAUGUGUGGUAUGGUGUUGGCCGGUGUGUUUUCUACUCCGUGCUGCGAGCUCACAUGUGCCAAUUGUCAUUGCAAAUGCAGUGGCAUGUAGUCGGACUGGUUCGGAUGGAUCUCGAAGAAGCUUGUUUUGCUACAAACCCUUUGUAUUGACUUGCUUGUCAGCAUUCGGUCCCUGCUACCAUGACUGAGUCUAUAAGGUAGUUUCACAACUGAGCUGAGUAAGCAAUCACUAUAUAAAUUACAUUUUCACUUUGUAGGAUCUUUAUUGGUUCUUGGCGGGUAAACCACUGCAAACUCGGUGACCUCACGCUUUGCAGAACUGUAGGAAACCGUCUCGAAAGAUUGUGUUUAGAUUAGGCUGGAAAAGGCAGUUGAGGCACUGGAUUUUGUUUUCGUGAAAGCUUAGUGUGCUGAACCUAAGCUCUCUCUUUAGUGUUUUGUCCGUCUUGAAAGCUGCAAACCUACGUAAUGUUUCUAAAGCAUGGGCCCAAGCGUGGAGUUGGUUUUCUUGCUAUUUUUGCACAUACCCUUGAACAUUGCUGUCAAUAAUAUGGUCCUUGUUCUCCUUGCAUCCUCCUGUCUGAGUGCUUUACGAAAGUGGCCGUUUUCAUCCUUUCACUCCUUUUCUAACAGCCAUGCGUUUUUGUAGUUGUACACGUUUCCAAUCAUUUGGUCUUUCAUCAUUUCAUUGUUUGUUUUUUCUAUUCAUUCAUGAUGAUGGCAAAUGUAAAUUCACAAUAAAGUUUCCAUCAAAGUA